AUGGAUGGAAAAGUUAAUAUUCAAUGUGUACUAUUCUUUGAUUGUGAUGAACAAACAUGUGUUGCUCGAUGUCUUGCACGCGGAAAAGCAAGUGGACGAACUGAUGAUAAUGAACAAAGUUUAAAAAAACGAAUUCUUACUUAUAAUGAAUCAACUCGACCAAUUAUUCAACUGUUUGAGAAAGAUAAUUUAGUUAAACGAAUUGAUGCUUCAAACCAUGUUGAUAAAGUAUUUCAAGAUGUUCGAAAUGUAUUGAACAAUAUCAAAUCAACAACUGAGUGA
Messenger RNA from Rotaria sp. Silwood1, 282 nucleotides. NCBI's taxonomy places the organism in Eukaryota, Metazoa, Rotifera, Eurotatoria, Philodinida, Philodinidae. The record is from the annotation of a GenBank genome assembly.